AUGGCUACAUCGCAGAUUCCUCAAGUCAGCAACGAUGGAUACCAUGCCUUCUUCGUCUUCUCCAUGCUUUCUUGCAUGUACAAGCUCGCGAAAGGACCGAACGCCGGCGACUUUCUGGCCUUCAGCGAGCCGGGACACGAGCCGCCAGAGUGGCUCAUAUACUACAAAGGAUAUCACUCCUUCAUGGUUUUGGGCAUUGACGCGAUGCGAAGAGGGCCUCUCGCAGAGAUGAUUGAAAACGGCACCACGAAGACACGUCGAUUCUUCGCCUCGACAGAGGAGUCCAUCGACCCGGAGCCCGUGGCCGAACUGCGCAGCCUCUGUGAAGGCGUGCUUGGGACCGACAAGGCCAAGCACGCCACAUACAGAGCAGCCAUCGACAAUCUCUCUCGCUGUUUCUCCAUCAUGUUGGGCGGGAACCACGGCGGCGAGUUCAACAUCUUCGUUUGGGCCCUGAACAUCCCGCAAGACUUCAUUCCGUGCAUCCAGCAGCGCGAGCCGAUGGCGCUCGUCGUCUUCGCGUACUUUGUAGCGCUACUCAACGAGCUUUCGGGGUGGUGGGUGCUGGACGGCUGGGUGAAUCACCUCAUGGCCGGCAUCUGGGACGCGUUAUCGGUGGGGAGGAGGCCGUGCAUUCGGUGGCCGAUGGAGCGGACGGGAUGGCUUCCGCCCUGA
Diplodia corticola is the source of this 675-nucleotide messenger RNA. RefSeq names its product c6 zinc finger protein. The transcript has a single exon. Gene Ontology annotation, biological process: regulation of transcription by RNA polymerase II. The coding region runs from base 1 to 675 and encodes 224 amino acids. NCBI's taxonomy places the organism in Eukaryota, Fungi, Ascomycota, Dothideomycetes, Botryosphaeriales, Botryosphaeriaceae. Gene Ontology annotation, molecular function: DNA-binding transcription activator activity, RNA polymerase II-specific. The record is from RefSeq and is a predicted model, not a curated record.